GCAAUCCUCCGUAUCUCUGUUUCUAUUUGCCAUCUUCACCACGGAAAACGAGCCUACGGCGGACUGGAGCCAUCAUCGACGGAGUACGAGUAACUUACUUGGAAUCAUGAUGCUUGGUAGCCUUGUGGAGUUCGGACAUUUUCCAUGCUGCUUGCCUUCAUGAUGCCUCUCAGGCGCGCUACAUUCACCGACAACAGAAUGCAAUCUUGACAUUUAAAGAGGUCUCAUCAUUACGUUGACAUAUUGGUGCAUAUGUGUCGCACUUCAGCAACAUAUGUUUUCUGAGAGCCCGGACAUCACACGAACCUCGUAAUGGGGCACGUAAGUAGGAGUUUAUCACCUUCAGAGUCAAUUACUCAUCGGACACCGACAGACUGUGUAAAGUCUCCUAUAUUACCAAAACUUUUCUACACCCGGGGCCAGCCCAUCUCUACGAGGCUGCAGAAUGUCAUCCCAAGCACCAGCAGAAUCUCCAUCUCGAGAGAGACAUGCGACCUCUAUAACUCGCUACUACAUUGACACUCGGCCCCUGGUGCCGCCUCCAUCGACACCCAAAUCCGAAAUAACCCAUCCCCUACUAUCAACUCUCCAAUAUGCCGAUGAAGAGGCCAUCACACGCUUCAUCCGCCCAGCCGAUCGCUUCAUGUCACUUGCCAGCGCACUCCUAAAGUAUACAUUCAUCCACCGGCGCGCAAAGGUGGCGUGGUCCCAGAUACGAAUCUCCCGGACUCCACACCCUCAUCGCCGGCCAUAUUGGGAGCCACCGACUAUCUGGACCAGUCCUGACCCAGACUCCAAGGGCUUGGAAUUCAAUGUCUCCCACCAAGCUGGCCUCGUCGCCCUCAUUGGCUCCACGACGCCAACAGUACAAGAACCCAACCCCUCGACUUCCAUAUCCGAAAUUACACCUAUCUCACCCACGCCACUGGACCAUUUCGAACACCAUGGUCUAAAGCACCAUCAUACGCCUAUCCUGCCAGCCGGUCAAGUCAGACUAGGCGUGGAUAUCGCAUGUACGAACGAGGAUAAGCGCACACCAACUUCGAAGACCCAGGCCGAGUUCGAAGAGUGGGUAGACAUCUUCGCAGAGAUGUUCUCCGACCGCGAACGGCAGGACAUGCGCGCGGCACCAAUCCAUGUACCCGUCGUCGAACGUGAGUAUGGGGAACCUUUCACUGACAGCGACGACUCGUCAGUCGAUGAAAGGGGUGCUGAGGCGAGACAGAUCGAGCAGAAAUUACGAAGGUUCUAUGCUUACUGGGCACUCAAAGAGGCUUACAUCAAGAUGGUAGGCGAGGGAUUGUUGGCCGACUGGUUGAGGGAACUCGAGUUUUUGCACGUCGUGGCUCCGCCUAUGCCGAAAGAGGCGAAAGUAAAACGAGGACCGAGUACCACCGGCGCCGUGCCGAAUGCACAAGCGCACAAUCACGCACAUUUGCACCCGGACGGCUAUCAGCACGAAAGUGAAAAGUGGACACCUCCGGAUAAGGCAGAGAGAGGGCUGACUACGCUCUUUCGUGGGAAUAAGGUUGAGGAUGUGGACAUCGAGCUCGUGGCAUAUGAUGAGGAUUUUAUCCUCGCUACAGCCACGAGAGGUGUUCAGGAGCUUGAAAUCGAGCCUCAGACCAGACGGUGGCUUAGGCUCGAUAUCGAAAGGGAUAUUCGACCUUGUGCGGAAGGGACAUGCGCCUGUUUGGACUGAUCACCGUCACACAGAAAUGGAGCAGCAUUUGC
Exophiala viscosa is the source of this 1734-nucleotide messenger RNA. RefSeq lists its product as uncharacterized. Gene Ontology annotation, cellular component: cytosol. The record is from RefSeq and is a predicted model, not a curated record. NCBI's taxonomy places the organism in Eukaryota, Fungi, Ascomycota, Eurotiomycetes, Chaetothyriales, Herpotrichiellaceae. Bases 446 to 1702 code for a protein of 418 amino acids. The transcript has a single exon. Gene Ontology annotation, molecular function: holo-[acyl-carrier-protein] synthase activity; magnesium ion binding.